AUGUCAACAUCCGCGACAGAGAGCCCGCCGACACCACGGCCAUCAAUAUCAGACCCUUCAUCGCAAUCAGGGCCGAUACCGCUAUUUGAACAUCAUCUCAAGGUUCUCACAGAUUCUUAUCUGAGCUUCUUCCAGGAAAGAAAGCGCAUAGAAGAGGUUUAUGUCGAUUCACUCCUAAAAUUACAUCGCAAAGUAAAAGCCAUCGACAGUUUUUUGGAUGAUCGUUACGAUCUUAAUACAGCGAGAAAAGCAUGGAGCGAAGUUAGGGAUAAUGUCGAAAGAGAGGCACAAACAAGACAGGCAUUCCUUACUACUUUGACGAUUGACAUCGUCAACCCUUUGAAUUUUCUCAAAGAGACGCAAGAACGCACGCGCAAACGUAUCAAAGAGGACUUGAAGGAGUCUAGUAAUUCGUAUAAUGAAUUCGCUGAAAAUACUUUACCAAAGCUUAAACGCACCUAUCUGAAGAAAUGUCAGGAAGUAGAGGAUCACAAAGCUACUGUCACUUCCAACACUGCUCCUAUUACUUCAUCGCAUCACCAUACGCCAUCAUAUACGCCUUAUUUGGAACAAAGCAGUAAUGCAUUCAGCAAUUCCCGGUCUAAUCCCAGUCUACCAACUAAACCUGUCGUAACAACACCGCAUCCCUUGCGGCCACUCGAUCGAAGGCCUUCAGGCAGCAUGCCAUCAGGCCGUAGCCGUUCUCCGUCAACAUCUACAGCAUUUUCUGAAUUUGCACAGCAUGGCAAGAAACAGUUAAACCAAUUGAUCACAUUCCUGGAUAAAAGUGGGACGGUCAAAGAAAGCCUCGGGGGUCGCUCAGAAAAUACUGCCCUUAGGACUGUUCGGGCAAAGCGAGAAGCAGAUGAAGCAGAUAAGGAGUAUAGAAAAGGCGUGCACUGGUUGGAGACUUUAAGGCUUCGACGAACAAAGAUUCUCGAAGGAGCAUACAAGAGCUUAGAAAUGUUCGUGCAUGACUAUUCAACUACGGUAAAGGGCGUGUUGGAUCAGUAUGUGGAUAACAUGACUGCUACGACAAUGACACAAACCCAACUUUCUUCGCAUGCGAGGUCGAUGGUAGACAAGAUUUCUCCCAAGAAAGACGUUGCCGAUGUUGGGUCGAUUAUACAACGAUCGCUAGCUUCUGCCACGCUAAAACCUAUACUUUACUACAACUAUAACGUUGGUGAAUGUAGCGAUCUGAUUUUUGGGGUAAGUUUAGUGGACUAUGCAACUGCUAGGAGUUUAGGGGAGGGCGAAAUACCUAAAAUUGUUCGAAUAUGUAUCAAAGAAAUCGAUCAAAGAGGCCUCGAGUCCGAGGGCAUUUAUAGGGUGUCUGGACGACAUGCUGUCGUACAAGAUCUUCAGCGCAAAAUAGAGCGGAGCGAAGUUGCUUUCCAAUUCAAUCCCCUGACUGACGACGUCUACGCUGUAUCGUCAAUACUGAAGAUGUACUUGCGUGAAUUACCAGAACCAGUCUUCAGGUUCCCCUUACAGGACCGUAUGGAAUAUUCUGAAGACCGCACAGAUCACCAGUUCAAUAACUUCGCUGUGCUGCGAUCUAAGAUUAGGAGGUUACCCCAUGUUCAUCGAGCAACAUUGAAGGCUAUUGUGGAGCACCUUGGCCGAGUCGCGGCUAUGUCAGAAAAAAAUAAGAUGGACCCAAAGAAUCUUGCAAUUAUAUUUGGAGGUGUAAUUUUUGGUGAAGACGAAUUACCCAAAGGAGGAGAUCUUCUUAGUGUACAAUCGUGGAAGGAUUCGUCGAUGGAGGAUCUGAUUAUUAACGCUGGCACUCUUUUUGACGAACAUCCUACAAGUAGCUCUCCACCGUUACCUGCGGCACCUAUAGGAGAGCCGACCCCUACAUACACGUACGGUUCAUCUCACACGAAAGUCGCUAGUGUCGCGCCUCGAUCACAGUCCCCGCGGAACCCUGAGGACUUUACACCUCGACUGCCCAUGCGACCUACGAGUAGUAUUCACCCAUCCUUACCAUCAACAACAUCUACGCUAGUCACCAACGCGGAGAAUACGCAACAUGGUCCGUCUGUCGCACAGUCCACUCCUCCACAGUCACCUCCUACUCCUAAGUCGGCUGCCACCACCUUAUCUGACUCGACGAGUGAUUCUUCAGCAGAGUAAGGAGCUGUGAGACAUAUAUACGUAUAUUCGUUUCCUCUGUUAUGACACAUGGGUGGACCAUAACGUGGAACUAUGGUGACUUACGGUUGUAAAUGAGUACUGUUCUCUCUUGGUCUUUGUAUAGGUAUUACGUAUUCUGUUACCCUCAUCCCAACCGCGAAUCACUUCCAUUCUUUAAGGGUACCACUAGUCUCAGUGAAGUUUAAUGAGCCAUGUAUAUAAAUUAUUUUAGUUGAGUGAUG
Molecule: messenger RNA, 2384 nt
Organism: Serpula lacrymans var. lacrymans S7.9
Lineage: Eukaryota; Fungi; Basidiomycota; Agaricomycetes; Boletales; Serpulaceae
Exons: 16
Coding region: 1-2142 (713 amino acids)
Biological process (GO): signal transduction; regulation of GTPase activity
Cellular component (GO): cytoplasm
Source: RefSeq, a predicted model, not a curated record